AAAUAUAAAUAUAUAUAUUGAAAGCAUUUAGAACCUACAAUAGUUACUCAAAUUCUCCACAUAGUCAACAGAGAUGCGACAAAAACAAUGCUGAUGGUAGUUUUAAGAAGCUUCGAUCUCGUCUGGUUGCAAAAGGAAACGAGCAGGAAGAAGGAGUUGAUUAUCUUGAAACCUACAGUCCAGUGGUUAGAAUGGCGUCAAUGAGAACAAUUCUACACAUGGCUACGGUAUUAAAUUGAGAAAUAAGGCAAAUGAACUUCAAAAAUGCGUUCUUGCAUGGUGACUUGCAAGAAAAAGUGUUCAUGAAGCAACCUGCUGAUUUUGUUGAUCAAGAGCAUCCUCAUCAUGUUUGGAGGUUGAACAAAGCGAUCUACAGCCUGAAGCAAGCUCAGUGUGCCUGGUUUGACAAGUUCAGCUAUUUCCAGAUCGACUUUGGCUUCUUUUGCUCCAAGUCUGAUCCAUCCUUGUUCGUCUACAAAACAAAAACAAACAUUAUAAUCCUACUAUUAUAUGUAGAUGACAUAGUAAUCACGGGAAAUAGCUCUGAAAUUCUGGAUCAUCUACUCAAGCAGCUCAACAGUGACUUCAGAAUGACAGAUAUGGGGAAGCUACACUACUUCUUGGGAAUUCAAGUUCAAACGCAUGCUAAAGGACUAUUCUUAUGCCAGCAAAAGUAUGCGGAAGACUUACUUGCAGUAGCAGGCAUGAAAGACUGUGAACCACAAUGCCUACACCUUUGCCUCAGCAGCUGAAAUCGAGUUGAAGAUAAGUCAGAGCUGUUCUCUCAUCCCACCUACCUCAGAAGCCUCGCUGGAAAGCUUCAAUAUCUGACUCUGACUCGUCCCGAUAUUCAGUUUGCUGUGAACUACGUUUGUCAGAAGGUGCAUUCUCCAACGGUCUCUGAUUUUCAUCUGUUGAAAAGAAUCAUAAGAUACGUUAAAGGUACUAUUACGAUGGGGAUCUCUCUACACAAAGAUACAUACUUCACUCUCACUGCCUACAGCGAUAGUGACUGGGCAGGAUGUAGUUCUACAAGACGAUCUACUGGUGGAUACAUCACAUUUCUAGGGAAUAAUCUCAUUUCUUGGUCAUCUCGGAAACAAUCUAUUGUGUCUAAGUGUUCUACCGAAGCUGAAUAUCGAACUUUCUCUGAGACAACAUCAGAGAUUACCUGGCUCUGUUCUAUAUUCUGGGAGCUUGGUUUGCCUCUCCUGACUACUCCGUUGCUGCUCUGUGACAACCUCUCAGCGAAUCUUCUCUCAGCGAAUCCAUCCUUUCACUCAAGGACCAAACACUUCGCUCUGGAUUAUCAUUAUGUCAGGGAAAGGGUCACACUCGGAGCUCUCGAGGUGAAGCACAUCCUGAAUCAGCAUCAGAUCGCUGACAGAUCUUCACCAAAUCUCUUCAACAAGCGGCGUUUUCUUCUCUUCGAGGCAAACUCGGUGUCGAUACAAUCAGUGCACCAAGUUUGAGGGGGCAUCAUAAAUGGGUCAAGCCCAACUUCUGAGAAUCCCAACACAGAGAAAACUAUGUAUAAUAUCAAAUAAAUUAGAUAAUCAUAAUUAAAAACAUCUACAAAUAUUUAAUUUAAUUUUGGGUGUUUUAAAAAUUAUUGAAAUAUUUUAAAUAACAUAUAUAUUAUUUACAUAUCACAUUUUAAAUAACAAUAAACUUUGAUAAUUUAUAAAAACAUUGAUAAAAAAAUUAAUUAUUUUAUAUAUACAUCACAGAUUUUAUUUUAAAAUAUCUACAGCCUAUAAUGUACAACUACAACAAUUUAAAUACAACAAAAGUCUCUGCAAAAAAAUCUACAGUAACAACUUUACAACUACAACCAAUUUAACUACAACUAAACUUUUACAGCUAAUUUUUAGUGUCACAGUUGAUCCAAUCAUCACCAAAGAUGUAAGUUUUAACCUAAAAUACAUAAGAAAAAAAUUGCUUAAAUUUUUUUUUUUGCUUUAAUUUUUUUUUUAAAUCUUAAAAGUAAAGUUAAAGCAUGAUUGGUAGAAGUUAAUAGAAAUUUGUUGUAGACUUUAACUUUUAAAAGCAAAGCUAUAACAUGAUUGGUACUAUUAAAUAAUUUAAAAAUAAAUAAAGCUAAAGUAGAAAGAUAAAGCCCAAUCAAUAUGUUGUAGAUUUUAGAAAUAGAGUUUAUAAAUAAUUUUUGAAAUGCAUAUGGCACAAGUGUAUACUUAUGCAACUCGACAUAUUUAAUAUAGUUACCAAAAAUUAUAUUAAAUUAAAUUCAAAAAUACAAAUAUAAAAAUUUAAGUUUCUCAAAAAAUUAAAACAAAUAUACCCUUUAAAAGGGUAGUUCAGAAUAUAGUAAAGAACUUAUAUUAGAUGAUGUACUUUCAAAAUUAAUCUUAAUUAUCCAUUAUUUAAUUAUUGAUUAUCUUAAUUUUUCUGUCAUGAUUACUAUUUUGUUAUAAAAUUAUUCAGAUAAAAACUGAAUGUAAAACAAAAUAUAAUAAUUAUUAUCCGAGAUCUGGAUUCGAUCAGAGAUCCGCUCCGGAUUCGAUCAGAGAUCCGCUCCGGAUUCGAUCAGAGAUCCGCUCUGUAUCCGCUCCGAAAAUAGGAUAUUCGGGGUGCCCGGUUCCGAAUUCGGAUAGUAAAAUCUUGGAUCCAUGCAAACCGAAUCCGGAUCCGGAUAUCUUAAUUUUUAGGUCUGGAUAUGUAGAUCUGGAACCGUAUUUUUAAAAUACAUUAAAUUUUAUUAAUAUGUAUAUUUGAUAUAUUAAUAUUUAUACAUGAAGUGAUCUUAUAAUAUUAUAUUUUAGCUUUUACAAUAUUAUAGACAUAUAUAAAUAUAUUUAUAAAUCUUGUAUAAAUAUUUAAUUUAUAUAUUAUAUUCAAAAAUUUAGUAUUAAAAAAAUAUUUUAAUUAUUUUACGGAUCCAUAUCCAGAUAUCCGAGAUAGUAGAAUCUUGAAAUAAAUAUUCGAAAUUCGGAUAUCAAGAAACCACGAAUCCAGAUCCAGAUAUUAAAUCUACGGAUCCGACGGAACCGGAUCAUGAUCUGGGUAUCCUUAAUUUUUUGGAUAUCCGGAUCCAUCCCAGGCUUACUCCACGUAAUCGAAAUAUAACUAAUUUAUGGGUAAUUAAUUAGAUAGUAUUUAUAAAUAUAUUUAAAUAUAAUUAAUGUUGUCAGUCAUAAAUAUAUAAUGACUAGCUUAACCAGAUGACACAUACAUAACCAAGAAACCAAGUAAUGCUUAAAUGUUUUAUUUUUUCGAGAUACUCAUUAAUUAUCUCUCGUAAAAAUCCUUAUUUUUAGCCAACAUAAUGUUAUUACCAUUCAAUUGGGUCUGUGUGAAAUUAUCUUCCCGACUAUAUAUAUUUCCUACCAAAUAAAUCUGUUGAUAUUUAAUUUUGCUAAAGAACCAUGAAAUCUACUUUGUUUUUGGUUUCUUGUGUUUUCAUGUUCCUCUUUCUAAGUCACAUCCAAGAAGUGGAUGGGGUAAGGCCGAUGGCCCAGUGCCCAACGAAACAGAUAUUCGGCGGUGGAGGUUGCAGGAGCGAUGUAAACAAAACGUGCAUAAAAAGUUUUGUUAAACAAGGAGGUGAUAAGCCUAUUAGUUGCGAGUGUGACGAUAUUGUCGACGAACAUUUGUGUAGAUGUAUUUUUAAUUGCUAAUGUUUUUUUUUAAAUCACUAUAACUAAUUAAUAUUUGAACUAAAUUAUAUCAAAUGUUGUAAACAUUUCUGAUGUGGAUCCGAAUGAGAAAGAUGAUAAGAUUAUGAUGUCCUAAAUCUUGAAUUAUUCUAUAGUAAAUUGUGAUAAGACCGUAUUAUAUAAACUACAGAGAACUGAAUAUUGUAAAGAAUAAAAUUUAUAAAGUAUAUCAAAGAUUAAAAAAAGAAUGAUUCAACUGCAGAUGCGAGAUAUUAUCUCUUUUCUUAAUUCAAAAUACGUCCCAUAGUGCGACGGUUUAAUAACGUAAUGAUUCUCAAGAUACAACUGCAAAAAAUCUUUUGAUUUGCGUCACUCUAUUAGAAGCCUGGCGAAACUAGUUUUGUGUAUACUCUCAGACUCAAAAGAGAAAUAUCAAAAAAGAGAAAAAAAAUAUGAGGGAUUAUAAGCUUUUGCUCGGUGUGUUCAAAGUUACAAGUGUUUCCUUUUAAACUUGAAAAUUUCAAGUACACGUUCUGUAAUUUAAUGAGUCCACUAUCGUACCAAUUGAAUGUCAUAAUGGAAUUGAUUUCCACGAUUCAUGUACGUUAAGUUUGCAAAGUAAUAUUGUGACCAAAUCAACAACCAAUAAUAUUCUUUUCUUGGGUUUACAUAUUUAAAUAAAUACUAGCUUUUGAUCCGCGCGGAUGUAUAUUUUUCAUACAAUUGAAAAUAUUAAACAGUGUAUAUAUAUAUAUAAUACAUUUUCCAUAUUACGUAUUUGUUUUAUAUCACAUGUCCGCACACAUUUUUUUUUGUUUUUGAUAUUUUAUUUUUGGGAUAAUUACUCAAAUAUAUUUCAAAAUAUAACAAUUAAAUGGUUUCAUUUGUGAUAUAUUAGUUUAUUAUUCAGACCAUAUUUUUGUUGUUGUAUUGUGCUAUAUAUUUUUCUUAUUCGAUGUUUGUUGUAUCAGUUAGAUAGUAAUAUUUUUUUAAAAACAUCUAACUAUAUAUUAAUAUACAGUGUGAAAAUAAUUUGUUUUUAAAAAGGCUGCAUUAAUUUAAAAUUGUAUAUAUAUUUAUUUUAUAAUAUAUAUAUAUAUAUAUAUAUAUAUAUAUAUGCAGAUAUUUUUAUACCACAUAAAUUGAAAAAUCAAAUAUAAAUUUUACAGAAAGUAUAGUAUACAUAAUUUUUGUAUCUUAAAUUUAAUUUGAUAAAAAUAUGCACCCACCUAAACUACAUCUUAUCUAUUAGUUUUAUAUUUAUUAACAUUGGGAUAUAUACUUGAUUUUUUCAUGCAUUAUCUAAUAAAUACAUUAACAUUAUGGCACAAAUAAAAAGUUGUAAAUGAAGUCUAUUUUAUAAUUGUUUAUUCCGGGAAAAGGAAAACAAAAACAUGUAUCCAAAAACCAAAUAUAUGUUUUUUAAAUUCUUUAAUAUCUAUUCUUUUUUUAUUUUACCUUAUUUAAAAACAGAAUAUACCUUAUUAAAUAAGGAAAACUUGUUUUGCAAGUUGGAUAUCAUUCAUUGAUUUGCUGGACUGGGUAAAAUUAGGAAAUAAAUCAUAAUGUUGUUAUGAUAUUUUAAAAAAGGAGACUGCCUAUUAUUAGGAAACGAAAUCAUAAUGUUGUUUUGAUUUUUAUAAAAGGAAUAUUUAGUUAUGACAUUCAAGCACAGUUAAUUGUUAUUUCGUAGAAUUAGGAAUAUUUGUUUUAAUGGUGUUGAGUUUUAGGAAGGUAAUAAGUAUAACUAUGCUCGAUUUUGUACUCAUAUUAAAUAUAAUGAUAUCCAAAAUCGGGUAAACAAUUAAAUUCCUAAACCAUAAAAUCGGCAACUGAAUGUUGUUGUUUAUAAAAUCGGUAACAUUUAUUAAAAGCCCAAACAAAUUUAAAUAUUUAUUUCUAACCAGACAGCCGAAAUUAUGGGCUUAGUUACGUACUGGAUCGCAUCAACUUAAUUAAAGGGUUAUUAGUGAAUGUAUUUGAAACUACAUAGUUUAAUUAGAAUGACAUGAAAAUGUAAUUUUUAAGAAAAACUCAGGGCCAAGUACAAAAUGUACUUCAGUCUUAAUAGUUUAGAUGUAUAAUAUUAUUAUGCAAAAUAAUAUUUAAAAUAUGUUAAUUGACAUAAUGUCCAAUCAACAAAUUUAAGUUUAUAUUCAACCCAAAUAUCCAAAAUAAUCAAUUUGCUAAAUGUUUUAUAUUUAGCCAAAUUUAAAGCUUUAUAAGCUUUACACAUCAUUCAUUUUUUGGACUUCCAUUUCUCAUUCAACACAACUCUGAUUUUGACCAACAAAUACACUAACUCAUAGUGUUCACGGUGACGAUUACAUCGUGCCCAAAUUCUGGUUCUUCUGACAAACGUCUCCGUCGAAAAACCCAUCGGAAAAAUGGUCCGCACCACUUUGUCAAAAACGAGUUCCAACAAAUUGAACUAUGUGAGUUUUAGAGAUUCUCAUCGGAUCUUUCAAAACUCUCUGUUUAUGGAAUUUUUACAAGGGCAAAACCACCUUUCUUGGUUCCAAAGGCAUCAAGCAAUUGCAAGAACAGGUUAUCUUCUGUAAUGAAUAAAAUGGGAAUCUCAUCUUUUACCGGAAACCAUCACGUUUUUCUGUUCAACUGAAUUUAGACUACACGGCGGUUUUAGAGUUACUUAACGUUGAAACACUUGUCAUGUGCUUUUUCUCUUCUUAGUCCACGCUGGCUUACAGACGACAAGUGUUUUAGUUCUUGUCACACAAAAACAGAGUCAUGAAGCGAACAGAGAGAUAGAGAAAGAGAGAAGUAAUGAAAUGAAAGGGGUUUUGUCACUGAUUAGCAUUUUUCUGGUUCUCGUUUUGUCUGGGAGAUGCAGUGAUGUAUACAGCAGGAAUGAUUUCCCCAAGGGUUUCUCUUUCGGCUCCGCCACUUCUGCUUAUCAGUGGGAAGGAGCUGCCGGUGAAGAUGGCAAAAAGCCUAGCGUCUGGGAUACUUUCCUUCACUCUCGUAACUUGGAUAAUGGAGACAUAGCAUGUGAUGGGUAUCACAAGUACAAGGAAGAUGUGCAACUGAUGGUGGAAACUGGCUUAGAAGCCUUCAGAUUCUCAAUCUCUUGGUCUAGGCUUAUACCGAAUGGAAGAGGUCCUGUUAACCCAAAGGGUCUUCAGUUCUACAAGAACUUCAUCCGAGAACUUGUAACAUAUGGAAUUGAACCACAUGUUACAUUGUUCCAUUACGAUCAUCCUCAGUAUCUUGAGGAUGAAUAUGGAGGAUGGAUCAAUAGCAGAAUCAUCCAAGACUUUACUGCUUAUGCAGAUGUUUGCUUCAGAGAGUUUGGGAAUCACGUCAAAUUCUGGACCACUAUAAACGAGGCUAAUAUAUUCACUAUUGGAGGCUACAAUGAUGGUGUUACACCGCCUGGUCGUUGCUCCUCAUCACCGGGAAGAAACUGCUCAUCAGGGAACUCUUCCACUGAACCAUAUAUCGUAGGUCAUAACUUGCUUCUUGCACACGCCUCUGCUUCAAGACUAUAUAAGCAACAGUAUAAGGAGAUGCAAGGAGGUUGCGUAGGGUUUAGCAUAUUUACAAUAGGGUUUACUCCUUCUACAAGCUCCAAGGAUGAUGAGAUUGCAGUUCAAAGAGCCAAAGAUUUAUUCUUCGGCUGGAUGCUUGGGCCUCUUAUAUUUGGAGACUAUCCUGAUGAAAUGAAAAGAACCGUUGGAUCAAGACUACCAGUUUUCUCUUUGGAAGAAUCAGAACAAGUUAAAGGCUCAUCUGACUUCAUAGGAAUAAUUCACUACCUUGCGGCUUCUGUCACAAGCAUUAAGUUCAAACCUUUUCUUUCAGGACAUCCGGAUUUUUACUCAGACAUUGGCGCAUCUAUGACUUACCUUGGGAAUUUUUCGGCUUUUGAGUAUGCUGUUGCUCCAUGGGCUAUGGAAGGUGUCUUGGAGUAUAUAAAGCAGAGCUAUGGCAAUCCUCCUGUCUACAUUCUUGAAAAUGGUAGACCGCUGAAGCAAGAUUUGCAGUUGCAACAGAAGGAUACACCAAGAAUUGACUACUUACAUGCUUACAUUGGUGCUGUGCUUAAAUCCAUUAGGAAUGGAUCAGACACGAGAGGCUACUUUGUAUGGUCAUUUAUGGAUUUAUACGAGUUACUGAGAGGAUACGAGUUUAGUUUUGGACUAUACUCUGUCAAUUUCAGCGACCCUUAUCGCAAUAGAUCUCCUAAACUCUCUGCUUACUGGUACACGUCUUUUCUCAAGGGAAACACCACUUUUCUUGGUUCUCAAGCUACCAUGCGAUUGCAGAGUAACUUUUCUUCUUCAGUUUCGUCGUAGUAGUAAAUUUGUAUUUACAUCUUUUGAUGAAUCUUGGUUGUGCCGAAUACAUUUUUCCUCUUAAAGCUUUUCUAUAUUUACAUAUAUAGUACUUCCUCUGUCUUUAAUUACGGGACGUUUUAAACUCGUGCACAAAUAUUAAAAAAAAGUUUAAUUUUACACCUUUUAUAAAUAAAAAACAUCAUUAACUAGUCUUUUAAUCAUAUCUUAACUAAUAGAUAAACAAUUUGUAGAA
Brassica rapa (field mustard) is the source of this 8168-nucleotide messenger RNA. Its product is annotated as beta-glucosidase 3. NCBI's taxonomy places the organism in Eukaryota, Viridiplantae, Streptophyta, Magnoliopsida, Brassicales, Brassicaceae. Gene Ontology annotation, molecular function: beta-glucosidase activity. Gene Ontology annotation, biological process: carbohydrate metabolic process. The record is from RefSeq and is a predicted model, not a curated record.